Molecule: messenger RNA, 1415 nt
Organism: Saccostrea echinata
Lineage: Eukaryota; Metazoa; Mollusca; Bivalvia; Ostreida; Ostreidae
Product: thromboxane A2 receptor-like
Exons: 2
Coding region: 460-1050 (196 amino acids)
Biological process (GO): inflammatory response; positive regulation of cytosolic calcium ion concentration; adenylate cyclase-activating G protein-coupled receptor signaling pathway
Cellular component (GO): plasma membrane
Molecular function (GO): G protein-coupled receptor activity
Source: RefSeq, a predicted model, not a curated record
ACUGUCUAAGCAUAAUCAAAAUAUUUUUAUUUACUCUGCAGUAAGAAAUGAGUGACAAUUCGAGUGAUCAGCUGAUUCUCCGGGAGUCAAUCGCUGCUACCACUAUUCCAGUUUAUUUCAUAUUUUCUUUGGGAUUUAUCGGAAAUGGUUUGGCAUUGUAUGUGCUGAUUUCGUCCUCAAAAGGUCACAAAUGGGCUCCAUUUCAAAGACUUGUGCUUGGAUUGGUCAUCACAGAUGCUGGAGGCUCACUAUUGAUAUUCCCCACCAUUCUUGUUCGCUUUGCGUCAAACCUUACCUACGUUUUCCCGCCAGAUCUUUGUAACUUUAGCUCCUUUACGCUGAUGUUUACCAUUACGUCAUCAGCUCUAAUUGUCUGUAUGAUGUCUUUAGAUAGAUUCGUUGCUGUGCUUUUCCCAAUGGCGUAUAAAGCUCAAAAUAAAAUGUAAACGAGUGAACAUAAUGCUUGUGUCUGUCUGGGCGUUUUCGGCUAUUUUUAGCUGUCUGCAUCUGCUCGGAUUUGGUACAAAUUUUAACUUUUAUCCAGGCACGUGGUGUUUCUUAAAUUAUCUGGGCAAGUCUGUCCUCGAUCGUGCAAGUGCCUUCGUCUUUGCCAUAUUUGGAAUUCUUGUCAUAUUGGUGAUCGUGAUAUCAAACUGUGUGGUCAUAGUAACGUUGUGUCGAACUAAAUUGUCACGGAGCACUCGCAGUCAAGUGUCCAUAGCCGUCUACUUUGUAGUUCUCGUCACUCUGUUUCUCGUCUGCACAGCGCCAGUUAUGAUUACUAUGCUCUCUUUUGCGGCACAAUGGACGACAGAAAAAGACCCAAAGGAUAAUACAGCCGUGGCCCUAGCUGUCACUAAUGCCAUAUUUGACUCAUGGAUCUACAUUCUUCUGCGCAAGGAGACGCUCACUCGCAUACGUAUACAAAUCACCAAAUUACGCUCAUGUUUACCAUGGUGUCAAGAGAAUCAGCCUGAUCAACUAGAGGAAUCAGUUGCCGAUUCUGGGGAGACGCCAGUUAGUGUUCAAACAGAGGUGGAUGUAGUAUGAUAUAAAAACAACUCUAGGUGUCAUUCCACAGACUAAGAUGUCUUAUUGCAAAGACUGGAAGAAAUGAAUAUAUUUCAAACUUUGUUUUAAUUCUAAAAUGUUUUGUUUUAAUAGCAAUGGUUUAUCCAUUUGUAAGUGUUUUUCUGUCUGACCUGACAUUACUCCACCUAAAAUACAUUGUGUUUAUCUUUUCUGUCUGGCCUGGCAUUACUCCAUCUAAAGCACAUUGUGUAUAACUUUUCUGUCUGACCUGACAUUAUUCCACCUAAAGCACAUUGUGUUUAUCUUUUCUGUCUGGCCUGGCAUUACUCCACCUAAAACACAUUGUGUUUAUCUUUUCUGUCUGGCCUGGCAUUACUCCACCU